This is a messenger RNA of Contarinia nasturtii (swede midge), 2103 nucleotides long. It is a transcript of the gene black, whose product is annotated as cysteine sulfinic acid decarboxylase. Gene Ontology annotation, biological process: carboxylic acid metabolic process. The transcript has 4 exons. The record is from RefSeq and is a predicted model, not a curated record. Gene Ontology annotation, cellular component: cytoplasm. Gene Ontology annotation, molecular function: pyridoxal phosphate binding; carboxy-lyase activity. Lineage: Eukaryota; Metazoa; Arthropoda; Insecta; Diptera; Cecidomyiidae. The coding region runs from base 252 to 1862 and encodes 536 amino acids.
AUUUGGUCGGAUCAGUGGCAUAUUGCUUGGCAAAGCUAACCGCACAUCGACUUAAAUAAAACGAUAGUGAUUUUGUAAUAUAUAUUCGAGUAUCGAGAGAUUUUCGAGGAAAUUCAAUUUCCUCGCUUGCUCUGUACGGUGCACACACAACACUUGAAGUGGCAUUUAAUUAAAUGAAAAGCUAAUAAUUUUUAUUUGUGUCAUUUUUUACAUUUUGAAAUAAAGAAGAACAAUAAAAAAAGACAGAGACAAUGUCCUUAAAUAUAAAAACCUCUGAAAAUUCAACCGAUAAUUUAUCGGUUGAUGAUAUAAUCACAUCGUCAAUGGAUCAAGUGAAUAAAAAUCGAAUCUUAACACCCCCGCUAUUAUAUAGGAAUGAAAGAGGUGAACGUUAUGAAUCGUUACCAAAUCGGUCAAUGCAUGAACGAUUCUUGCGCGAUUGUGUCGAUGAAAUUUUAUCGUCUGCCGUUUUUGAGGAUACUCGACGUGAGAAUAAGGUUUUGGAAUGGCAUCAACCAAAUGAAUUGGCAAAAUUAUUCGAUAUGUCAUUGAAAGCGGAAAGUGAUUCGGAUGAAAAAUUGAUGGAAUUGGUACGGAAAACCAUUCGAUAUUCAGUGAAAACGGGCCAUCCGUAUUUUGUGAAUCAGCUGUUUUCAUGCGUGGAUCCGUAUGCAUUGGCCGGACAAUGGCUGACUGAUGCACUUAAUCCAAGUGUUUAUACGUACGAAGUGUCGCCGGUGUUUAUUUUAAUGGAAGAAAUUGUUUUACGUGAAAUGAGAUCGUUAGUUGGCUGGGAAAAUGGCAAUGGUGAUGGACUUUUUUCACCUGGCGGUUCAAUUAGCAAUGGCUAUGGAAUAAGUUGUGCCCGUUAUAAAUUUGCACCAGAUGUCAAAACUAAAGGAUUACAGGCUAUACCUCGAUUGGUAAUGUUCACAUCCGAAGAUGCUCAUUAUUCAUCUGGAAAAUUGGCGAGUUUCAUGGGACUAGGUUCGGAUAACGUGUACAAAGUGAAUACAUGCAGUCGUGGUAAAAUGAUUGUAGAGCAUUUGGAAAGUGAAGUGAUACGCGCCAAGAGUGAAGGUGCAAUACCAUUUUUAGUGGUGGCCACAGCCGGAACAACAGUUUUGGGGGCAUUCGAUCCCAUCGAUCAAAUUGCAGAUAUCUGUAAAAAGUAUAAUAUUUGGCUGCAUAUUGAUGCUGCAUGGGGUGGUGGUGUAAUGAUGUCACGAAAAUAUCGUCAUCUCGUCAAAGGAAUAGAACGGGCCGACUCAGUAACCUGGAACCCACACAAGUUGUUGUCGGUGCCUCAACAAUGUUCAACAUUUUUAACUCGACACGAAGGGAUAUUGCAACAAGCGCAUUCUGCGAAUGCAACGUAUCUAUUUCAAAAGGAUAAAUUCUAUGACACUCAAUUUGAUACAGGCGAUAAGCACAUUCAAUGCGGACGACGGGCUGACGUAUUGAAAUUUUGGUUUAUGUGGAGGGCCAAAGGCACAAAUGGUCUUGCAGCGCAUGUCAAUAAGAAUUUCGAGAAUGCCGAGUAUUUUACAGAACAAAUUAAAGCACGUUCGGAUUUUGUAAUGGUUGUCGACAAGCCAGAAUGUACAAAUAUUUGCUUCUGGUAUAUUCCGCCAAGCAUGCAAAAUGUGCCGAUCAACAGCGAUGAAUUCAAGGAGAAAAUUCACAAAGUAGCGCCAAAAAUUAAAGAGCGCAUGAUGAAAGAGGGCAACAUGAUGAUUACGUAUCAACCAUUACGAUUGAAACCGAAUUUUUUCCGUUUGGUUCUGCAAAAUUCAGCGCUGAAUCGUGACGAUAUGCUUCAUUUCAUCGAUGAAAUCGAACGACUUGGAUGCAAUUUGUAGUUUUUAACAAAUGAUGAAUAUAUUCGAUACUUUAUAUAAUAUUAUUAUGUACAAAUUCCAUUUACCAUACACCAUAUCAUAGCAAUGUAAGUCUCGCAAGCUAAUUUAUUCGCUGGACAAAAGGAAACUCAAAACAAAUUUCAUCUAAAAAGUAAGUGAGUGGUGAGAAUUUGAGUUGAUUUUGUUGGAUUUUUUUUUUUAAAUAUGAAAAAACCGAAUGAAAAAGAUCGUUGUUUAUCGU